This is a messenger RNA of Protopolystoma xenopodis, 483 nucleotides long. Lineage: Eukaryota; Metazoa; Platyhelminthes; Monogenea; Polystomatidea; Polystomatidae. The record is from the annotation of a GenBank genome assembly.
AUGGGCCUCACGGAAUACCGAAAGGUCGAGCUACCGUGUGCCAAGGACGUGUUUGUGCAACUCCAAGACCAGCCCUGCCGUCGUGUCUGCAGCCGAAAUGAAAUGUACCCCAAACAUUUCUCCUCUUCUGCCCAUCAAUGCCAGAACACGUCGGUGUCUGGCCUCCCGCGUUGUCAGUCCAUCGUGCACGGGUUGCAUGGUCCGGGUCGCGCCGUUCAGGUCGCUACUUCUACAGCAUUUCGGGCCAGGCUGCCUCCAGCAUCAACAAGUACAGCCGAACUGGACCCACUCUUGCCCGUUCGAUGCAGGUCGGUCGCAACCACAAUAAGUUGCUGGCCCAAUUGGCUUCGUCGCGCUGCCAUGCCCACCGACUACUUGUCCUCACUGUUCACACGAGGCUGCUGGGCUGCCUCUAGACCCCACCAGACCGACUCGGCACAUCUGCCCGUGGCAUGUAUUCGUCAGGACGCCUUUUGGUUUUAA